This is a messenger RNA of Neodiprion virginianus, 2174 nucleotides long. RefSeq names its product ATP-dependent RNA helicase WM6 (gene Hel25E). Gene Ontology annotation, molecular function: RNA helicase activity; ATP binding; RNA binding. Gene Ontology annotation, biological process: mRNA export from nucleus; mRNA splicing, via spliceosome. The transcript is spliced from 11 exons. The record is from RefSeq and is a predicted model, not a curated record. Lineage: Eukaryota; Metazoa; Arthropoda; Insecta; Hymenoptera; Diprionidae. The coding region runs from base 246 to 1520 and encodes 424 amino acids.
CUUUUUAUACGAAGAAACUUUUACAGAAUUGUGUUCUGUAAUGGAAAAGUAAAUUAAACGUUAUUUAAAUUAGAAGAUUAUUUUCCAUUAUUCAGACGUGAUAUGCGAGAUCCGAGAAUUAAAGCUUGAACAUUGCUCUGGUUAAUGGUUCUGCCUCUACCAAAGAGACUCUUGUUUUAUCCAUCGAACUCGAUUUUCACUUACUUUACGUGAUUUGAAUGGAAGCAUCAAUAUAAUACAAAAAAAUGGCAGACAAUGAAGACUUGUUAGACUACGAGGAUGAUGAGCAAACCGAACAAGUGGUAGAUGGUAGCGGAGACAUAUCUGCAAAAAAAGAAGUCAAAGGUACAUAUGUAUCGAUUCAUAGCAGCGGGUUUCGUGAUUUCCUCCUCAAACCAGAGAUACUUCGUGCCAUUGUCGACUGUGGUUUUGAGCAUCCAUCCGAAGUGCAACAUGAAUGCAUCCCACAAGCAGUUCUGGGCAUGGACAUCCUUUGCCAAGCCAAGUCUGGUAUGGGAAAGACUGCUGUUUUUGUGCUCGCAACUUUACAACAGUUGGAACUAACGGAGAAUGUGGUUUACGUUUUGGUCAUGUGUCACACCCGUGAAUUGGCUUUUCAAAUCAGCAAGGAGUACGAGAGAUUCAGUAAAUACAUGCCAGCUGUCAAGGUGGGUGUUUUCUUUGGAGGAUUACCGAUACAAAAAGAUGAAGAGGUACUAAAAAAUACUUGUCCUCAUAUCGUGGUGGGAACACCUGGUCGAAUUCUCGCACUUGUGCGCAACAAGAAACUCAAUCUGAAACACCUGAAACACUUCGUUUUAGACGAGUGCGAUAAGAUGCUGGAAUUACUCGAUAUGCGGCGUGACGUUCAAGAGAUAUUCAGGAGCACUCCGCACGGCAAACAAGUGAUGAUGUUCAGCGCAACCCUGUCCAAGGAUAUACGUCCAGUCUGCAAGAAGUUCAUGCAAGAUCCGAUGGAGGUGUAUGUGGACGACGAGGCCAAACUCACUUUACACGGUCUACAACAGCAUUAUGUCAAGCUGAAGGAGAAUGAGAAGAAUAAGAAAUUGUUUGAACUGUUGGAUGUUCUAGAGUUUAAUCAGGUUGUGAUAUUCGUGAAAUCCGUGCAAAGAUGCAUGGCCCUGGCUCAAUUGCUGACAGAGCAAAACUUUCCAGCAAUUGGUAUUCAUCGAGGAAUGACCCAGGAGGAACGGCUUUCAAGAUAUCAACAAUUCAAAGAUUUUCAAAAGCGUAUCUUGGUUGCUACAAAUUUAUUUGGUCGUGGGAUGGAUAUUGAAAGAGUCAACAUAGUUUUCAACUACGAUAUGCCUGAAGACUCCGACACUUACCUUCACAGGGUAGCUCGUGCAGGACGAUUUGGUACAAAAGGUCUUGCUAUUACAUUAGUCAGCGAUGAAGGAGAUGCAAAAAUUUUGAACGACGUUCAAGAAAGAUUCGACGUCAACAUCACUGAACUUCCGGAUGAAAUUGAUCUCGCCUCAUACAUUGAAGGACGAUAAAGGAGCGGUUCUUGUCAUCAGCUUCACUUUGGCUGAUGGUUAAUCUUUUGAUUUGUGCGACGGACCACUCCAGUGAAUACCUACCUAUCCACAAUACCUCGAACCUGCUGUUCAGCAUGUGUUAACGUAUUAACUGGCCGCGGUAUGCUCCCGCAUUUUCAAAAAACGACAAAUCCAAUGACUGUUGCCGCUGCCAUUGUACUGACAACGACAUCAUCUUGUACUGCACAGUGAUAUUCGCAAGUUGUUGAAUUGAGAUUCUUUUUGGUGAUAUAAAAUAUUUUCUGUAUUUAAAUGAAGUCGCGAUCACCGAACAAUUGACGAUUUUUAUUUACGAUGCACAUGGAUACUUCGCGGAUAACCAGAGACAAAAAGUAUGAUAUUUUCAGUGUUGUGUUGCGAACUUCGUCGAACUAUAAUUCACUUGUUUGAUUACUACAAUAAAUAUGAAACUGUCGCUGAACGAUGUUUACUACUGUAUUUUAUUCCAAGCUUGUGUGUCGACUGUAUUGUACAGUGCUCAUACACACACGAACAGCACUAUAAAUACGUGUAAUAUAGGCCUGCAUUCGCAUUAGUGAUGCAAAGGCGAUCUCGAACAAUCUUGUAUCUAGAAAUAAGCAAAGUAAAUAAAACAACUUUUUAGUACAAAAA